CAUGCAAGACAUUUUUAUUUUAUCUCCCUGUCCCAUUACCUUUUUAUCAGCAGGCAAUAGAAUUACCCCCCCUCCCUUCUCUUACAGAACAUAACCAACCAGACACAAAACCCUUGACAUAUUUACUUACAAGACACACAAUUUUGUUGUUUCAUUAAACAUGUCCGCACAAGGACGAGAACCGGGUCAUAACCCGUUCAAAUCCUUCAAACUAUCCAUUUUUUCGGACAAGCUCUCCGACAUCAUUGCGACGUCGUUUAAAGCCUUUCUGAUCAUUAUUUUCAUCCUCACCUCUGUUGUUCUUGUCUUCCACUCCUUUUUCGGGUCUCAAACACGUUGGUGGCCACGGUACCCGGACACUCUCCUCAACACAACCACAACCCGACCCGUUUGUGUCGACCCGAGCCGGACAGAAAACCCGACGAACCUCUCGCAUAUUGUGUUUGGCAUUGGUGGGUCCACCGAAACAUGGAGCCACCGGCAGAAAUACAGUCGGCUGUGGUGGCGCGUGAACUCCACGCGCGGGUUUGUUUGGCUGGAUGAGCAACCCGACCCGAAUUCAACAUGGCCCGAGAACUCACCACCCUAUAAAGUGUCCUCAGACUGGACCAAAUUUAGGUUUUCAUCAUCACAAUCUGCGGUUCGGAUAGCCCGGAUAGUGUCCGAGUCAUUUCGGGUCGGGUUACCUGAUGUGAGAUGGUUUGUGAUGGGAGAUGAUGACACUGUAUUUUUUGUAGAUAAUUUAGUUACGGUUUUACAAAAAUAUGAUCACGAGAAAAUGUAUUAUAUUGGCGGCAAUUCGGAGAGUGUGGAACAAAAUGUGUUGCAUUCUUAUGGCAUGGCAUUUGGUGGUGGUGGAUUUGCUAUUAGUUAUCCGUUAGCGGCGGAGUUGGCCAAGGCAAUGGAUGGCUGUCUCGACAGAUAUUAUAAUUUUUACGGUUCCGAUCAAAGAAUUUGGGCAUGUGUUAGUGAGUUUGGUGUGUCACUUACAAAUGAGCCCGGGUUCCAUCAGAUGGAUGUAAGAGGUAGUGCGUAUGGUCUCCUAGCAACACAUCCUGCGGCACCACUAGUAACACUACACCACCUUGAUCAUCUGGAACCGUUGUUUCCAAAUCAUACUCAGGAUGAAUCCUUAAAUACUCUAAUACAAGCUUACCAGCUUGACCCUGCCCGAACUUUGCAGCAAUCUGUUUGCUACUACAAGAACUGGGGAGGAAUAUGGUCAAUAUCCAUUUCAUGGGGUUACACUAUCCAGAUUUACAAUUCAUUCUUACUUCCUCCGGAUUUGCAGACACCGAUUCAGACAUUCAAAACAUGGCGGUCAUGGGCCAAUGGACCGUUUACAUUCAACACUCGACCCAUCAGCCCUGACCCUUGCGAGCAGCCAAUCAUUUAUUUUUUAGACUGGGCUCAUGAGGCUAGCAAAAGAGAAUCAUUAACAAGUUACAAAAAAUUUGGGGCUGAAUCACCAAAAGAGUGCAAGGGCAAAGUUGAUUAUCGCCGUACAGUGGAGAAGAUUCUUGUUUCUGCUCCGAAGAUGGAUUCCCAAGAAUUUGCAAAGGCACCACGCAGACAAUGCUGUGAAAUUGAAAACUUCCAGUACGGGAAGAUGAAGGUAAAUGUCAAAAGCUGUGGCUUGUGAGUAUAUAUAACCAUUCAAAAGGCUACGAGUUACCUAAUCAUGUAGAUAAAUUUAGUCGUAGAGAUGUAGAGCUGCACGAUCAGUGAGUUUCUCCCAUAUAUAGUCGUUAUUUUAUGUAGCUAUAUAGAAUGUAUCAUAAAUGACAGAGAUAAUUUUUAGAAGAUCCUUGUGUACACGGGGUUCACGAAACACAAUUUUGUUCUGUUGUAUCAUAUUGUAAACCUGGUUCCUUGGGAUUAUGGAUAUCAGGUACCAUUUACCAGAGCUUUUCUACCUUUCA
Molecule: messenger RNA, 1922 nt
Organism: Daucus carota subsp. sativus
Lineage: Eukaryota; Viridiplantae; Streptophyta; Magnoliopsida; Apiales; Apiaceae
Exons: 3
Coding region: 161-1642 (493 amino acids)
Molecular function (GO): acetylglucosaminyltransferase activity
Source: RefSeq, a predicted model, not a curated record